GUCUAUUUCGAAUCAAAUUUUUAAAAUUAUUUUGCAUUUGUGUAUAUAGAGACGAUUUUUUUUUUAAAAAGUUGAACCUAGUGUUCCUAGUUUACCAACAAAAAUGAGUCUUUCGUUAAGGGCUGAAUUUGCCUUGGAUAAGAAUAAGAAAAAAAAGAAACGUGAACUUGCUGAAGAACAGAAGCAAGAAAUAAGAGAAGCCUUUGAUUUGUUUGAUACAGAUAAAGAUCGAGCCAUUGAUUACCAUGAGCUUAAAGUGGCCAUGAGAGCCCUGGGUUUUGAUGUUAAAAAGGCAGAUGUAUUAAAGACAUUACGAGAUUAUGAUAGAGAAAGUACAGGCAAGAUUUCUUUUGAGGAUUUCAAUGAAGUUAUGACAGACAUGAUGCUAGACAGGGAUCCACAAGAAGAGAUACUUAAAGCUUUUAAAUUAUUUGAUGAUGACACAUCUGGGAAAAUUAGUUUGCGUAAUCUAAGAAGAGUUGCACGGGAACUGGGUGAAAAUAUGACAGAUGAGGAAUUGAGGGCCAUGAUCGAUGAGUUUGACAGAGAUGGCGAUGGCGAGAUCAAUGAAGAGGAAUUUAUAGCUAUCAUGACAGGUGACACGUGAAGCGAGCCAUUGAAGCUGUGAUUAGAUGUUGCUGUGUGAGUGAAUGAGGAACAUGUUUUUAUGUUUUGCAAUUUUACAUGUUUUUAUGUUUUGCAAUUUUACUUGUAAUGUGUACUAGUGACACGGUUGUUGUUGUUUUUCAGUACAUGUUUUUAUUAUAAAUAUUUCGGCUAUUAUAAGCCUUGACCAAAGUGGCCUAGAUGACUAAUGAAGCAUACACAUGUUAAAUAUUAUAUUGCUAAACCUCGAGAUCAUGCAUAAAAUAUGAAAUGCUCAAACUUCAGUAAUCUAAGGAUCUUAUUAGAAAUUUCAAUAAGAUUCUAACUUCUUUCAAUAGUAAGUAGUGCAUCAAAUAUUAGCUCAUUCUUCUCAUGACACUGUUCAAAUCUUAAAUACAAUAAUUGCAUCUUUUUUUUUUUUUUUUAACAAACAACAGACCUAACUUUACCCUCUGUGAAAAGUGUUGUUUUCAAUAAUCCAAUUACAAUGAUUGUUAAAUUUCACUCAAAUCAGAAAUUGAGUUGAUAGGUUUAAAAGUUGAUGCCAUUUGUGUUAAGUUACCUACAUGUAUCUUUUUAAAAUAAGUUUGUUUUUCUUUUUUUCAAUUUUCUUAUAUAAUAUUAAUUAUACAGACCUGACGUUUAUACAUUAAAAUAUUAUAGAUUGGUCAUAUAAUAAAUACUUUUUAAAAUUAAAAUUGGCAUUAUUCUUAUGA
Molecule: messenger RNA, 1322 nt
Organism: Biomphalaria glabrata
Lineage: Eukaryota; Metazoa; Mollusca; Gastropoda; Planorbidae
Product: centrin-3
Exons: 7
Coding region: 104-607 (167 amino acids)
Biological process (GO): spindle pole body duplication
Cellular component (GO): microtubule organizing center
Molecular function (GO): microtubule binding; calcium ion binding
Source: RefSeq, a predicted model, not a curated record